GUGCAGCGUACAAAAUGGGUUUGUUUAUAUGUAUUAUUGUUCUUUGAGAAAUAUAAUUUUAUAUUUUAGCAGCUGUAUUGAUAUCGUUUAUUUUUUAAGAACAUAUCAGUUUCCUAAAAAAAAGGAAAAAAUAUGCUUGAGACUUUUUAAAUACUUCGAUACAUAGAUGUCAUUUUUAACUAACAAUAAGUUUCCUGUGGUCUUAUUUAUAACUGUGGGAAGUAUAUGUGGAAGUAUGUGGACCUACUUUUCAUAUUUUUGGAAAUCUAACAAUUUCAAGGAAGGAAAAGAUUUAUCAUUAGAAGAUGCAUGUAGCAUUUUAGAAGAAAAUGUUACUGAUGUAAAUGAAACAACACCCAAAGAGGCGGAUAACUUACCUAACAAUUAUUGUAAUAAAGUUGGAACAAUAACAAAACGUGAAGAAAAUAAAUAUUUUAUAGAUGACAUAUAUACAUUUAGUUCUGAAAACAUUAAUAUUAGUAUUGGAUCAAAGGUUUCAUAUAAUAUCUUAAUGUCCAAUGGAACUGAAAAUAUUAUUAACGUAAAGUUAUUUGACAAUGAUUGGGAUGUAGUAGAAACUGGUAACACAUUAUGGAAUACAAGAGUUAUUAUCUGUAAAGUAGAAAAACAAAUAAACCGAACACUAACUGUGUCUCCUGGCGAUAUAAAUAUUGACUUAAAUGAUGUAUCAACAGAUUUCUUACCAGUGGUCGGCGACUGGAUAGAAUUGGAUGUUAAGUGUUCAAUAAAUGAAAGAGCGAUUGAUUUAUCGGGGCAAAUAAUAGAAAUUAAUAAAAUUUUGCCUGUUAGAGCCCAUAUUGAAACAGGCACUGUAACUGCUUGGGAUGUAGCUGAACAUACAGGCGUUGUGAAAAAGAAUGUAUUUUUUAAUAAAUACAGUUUAUCAUGUGGUUACAUGCCAAUGGUCGGUGAUAAAGUUAUUAUUGAGGUUAUAGAAAGCGAUCAAGGUAUGUGUUGUUGGAGAGCUCUGAAAGUGAUACCAGAGAAUAACAGCAAAGAACUGGUCCAAUUCGAUAAUUUAAACAGCUUACCAGAAUAUUUAGACGAAUACUCCGGUCUACAAAUUAAUACAGCUAUUCUUAAUUUUGACAAACUUAAUAAAUCUGCAACAUUUGAAAUUUCAGUAUCAAAUGAAUGUAAAGAAAAUAUGACACUGAUAAAUGUAGAGUUUUUAGACACUAACAAUCAGUGUAAGGUUUUAAAUAAAUUUGAGUCAAAUGUAGACAUAUUAAGCAAUACUACAUAUAACAUUGCUUGUGAAUGUACACCAAAAAAUGUAGGUAGUAGCAGUAGUUUACUGCUAUUUUAUUUCACAAAUUUCAAUAUAGGUAGAUGGAUAAAAAUGAAUGUUUCUGUUCACUUCGAGCAACCUACAAAUUAUUUGAAAACGGCAUCUAAAGCACCUUGUGUCCCAUCAUCCAAUAAUGAAUUAAUAAGGGGGAGGAGGGCUAUUGCACCCCCUCGUUUCAUUUCCCAUAAGUUACCGUCAUAUACGGUACCAAAGAAAGUCAGUGAUGCUGUAUUCAAGUAUGACCCCAAAGAAGUAAUGUUAUUAACGCAAGAAUUAAGAUUAGCAACACCGUCACUUUUCUCAAAUUUAACAUUUUUUAAUUUUGAGGAAAAAUUUCACAAUUUACUGUAUUUAGAAGAAAUUACGAAUUUAAUAAUGAUCCGAAACUAUGAUCAAGAUAAGGCGUGCUUUAUUCCCUACGAAGAUUUUUUAUUAUUGGAGAUUGAAAAUUUAAGUGAACGUAGACCUUCCAUAGUUUUAGGAGAUAAGGUUAUUGCGUCAGAUCCUUCAAAUAAAAAUGGUAUGGAUUUUGAAGGCUGUGUACACAAAGUCGGUGCCAAACACGUUUUUCUAAAGUUUUCUCAAAUAUUUCAUGAUAAAUAUAAUGGAGAGGAUUAUUCGAUAAAAAUUGUACCAAGUAGGUCAACUUACAGGCGGUUUCAUCAUGUUGUAUUCCUAGCACCUCGAACGUUGGGCAAGGAAAUCUUAUUUCCAUCAAGAGUUCAUGAAAAAGAUGUACAGUUACAUUUUUCUGAUGCUGAUCUUAUACAACAUGAUGGUUUAAAUUUAACUUCGCCAACUUCAAAUAAAAAACUGAGUCAGUUAGAAGUGCUGAAGAAACUUAAAGAAAUAAAUAAUAUUAAUAAAAGUUUGAGUGAUACUUCCAUCGAAGAGUAUAAACUAAAAUUGGAGUGGUAUAAUACAAAAUUAAAUACAAAACAAAAAGAUGCCGUAAAAAAUGUUUUACAGGGGAAAGCAAGACCUCUGCCUUACAUAAUUUUUGGACCUCCAGGAACUGGUAAAACUGUAACUAUUAUUGAAAUGGUACUGCAAAUAGUAAGACUAAUUCCUCACUCCAGAUUGUUGAUUACUGCUCCUUCAAAUAGUGCUUCCGAUCUAAUUGCUUUACGGUUGAUAGAUUCAGGUGUUUUAAAACCUGGCGACUUGGUUAGACUUGUAUCUUAUAAUUAUGCAGCAAGUGAUAAUAUACCUGUCAAUCUUGUUCCGUACUGUGCCACUGGUAAUUUGGCACGAGACGGCACAGCCGAUAACGAAAUAUCACGUUCUGGUAUUCAGUAUGAAUGUAGUCGUGCCUCUUUGGGUCGACAUCGCAUUACUGUCACCACCUGCUCAUUAUCAGGACAGCUUUACCUUAUGGGUUUCCCUAAAGGGCACUUUUCUCACAUAAUUGUGGAUGAGGCAGGUCAAGCUAGUGAACCAGAAGUUUUGACGCCACUCAUCUUCUUGGACAAGUUGUCAGGACAGGUUAUUUUAGCAGGUGACCCUAUGCAAUUAGGACCAGUGGUUCUUUGUAAAAUUGCUGCCGAGUGUGGUUUAAGUGAGUCGUAUCUGGAACGAUUAAUCAACAGGUUUCCAUAUGUAAUUGACCCCCAAGGAUUCCCAAACACCAGCGGAUAUGAUCCACGACUUGUAACAAAACUGUUGUGUAAUUACCGUUCACUUCCGCAAAUUUUAAAACUGACAAGUUCGUUAUUUUAUAACGAUGAAUUAAUACCAACCAUUGACGACAAAAAUAGCGACGAAGCAGUAUUUGUUGAAAGUCUUAGUGAGAUUUUACCAAAAACAAAUUUAAAUGAAACGCCUCGUCUGGUUUUUCAUGGAGUGAUUGGAGAGAAUUAUCAAAGUUCCGAUUCACCAUCUUGGUACAAUCCUCAUGAAGCAGCACAAUUAUUUUAUUAUGUUAAUGAAUUGUAUCGUUUAGGAGUUAAGUCCAGUCAAGUAGGAAUAAUAACUCCAUAUAUAAAACAGGUGAAAGAAAUACGUGCACUGUUAAUAGAAGCGGAAUUUGAUAUUCCUAAAAUUGGUACAGUGGAAGAAUUUCAGGGUCAAGAAUUUGAUGUUAUACUCCUUUCAACAGUGAGGUCGUGCCAAGAGUACGUUUCAGUUGAUGUACAACAUAGCUUAGGUUUCGUAACUAGUCCAAGAAGACUUAAUGUUGCUAUAUCUAGGCCCAAAACUUUAUUGGUUAUUAUAGGGAAUCCUAAUCUUCUCUGUGUAGAUCCCUAUUGGCGUUCGGUCCUAAAAUACUGUUUAGAAAACGGUAGCUAUACCGGUUGUGAUAUGUUGUUUUAAUUAUUAUUUUAUAUGAACUAUUUUUUAAUAAAAUGAUAUAUAGCUAUA
This is a messenger RNA of Anoplophora glabripennis (Asian longhorned beetle), 3673 nucleotides long. RefSeq names its product probable RNA helicase armi. The record is from RefSeq and is a predicted model, not a curated record. The coding region runs from base 167 to 3625 and encodes 1152 amino acids. The transcript is spliced from 5 exons. NCBI's taxonomy places the organism in Eukaryota, Metazoa, Arthropoda, Insecta, Coleoptera, Cerambycidae. Gene Ontology annotation, molecular function: helicase activity.